This is a messenger RNA of Impatiens glandulifera, 1035 nucleotides long. RefSeq names its product keratin, type I cytoskeletal 10-like. The coding region runs from base 1 to 1035 and encodes 344 amino acids. The transcript is spliced from 3 exons. NCBI's taxonomy places the organism in Eukaryota, Viridiplantae, Streptophyta, Magnoliopsida, Ericales, Balsaminaceae. The record is from RefSeq and is a predicted model, not a curated record.
AUGGACUUAUCUGAUGAUGCUACAGAUAAAGAUGAGCAAGCUGCUGCUUAUCUGAUUGAACUUGGAAGUUUUUCUACAGAAGAAAAUCGUUUAAAAGCUCGACCCUCUAUUGAGAAAGCCAAAGAACUUAUUCAGUUAAACUCAUCUAGAGAAGAAGAAGUGAUUCAAGAGCCUACUCAAGCUCUUGAAAAUAAUGCUGAUCAAGAGCCUGUUCAAGCUAUUAUAUCGAAAAAAGAGAUGUUGUUGAAGAGGAACUUGCUCGAAAGGAUUAACAUAACAGAGGAGGAGUUGGAAGAAGAAGAUCAAAAUAAAUCUGAUGGUGGAUCAGAAGAGGAUGAACCUGAGCAUUAUGCAAUCCAAUAUGAUGAAAAUUAUGAAAGCCAAAAGGAAGACAAGAAGAAUUUUGCUGAUCUGGUUAAAACCCAUAAUGAGUUGGAGCUAACAUUGAAGAAAAACACGUACGAGGUUGAAGUCUCCAAUAAGAAUUUUGGAAGAUUUGAAAAGAAACUCUUCAGUCAACAAUCUGAAAUGAUGAGCUUUGAAAGACAGAUCAAUCUUGAUCAUCAAAGAGAGGUUAUGGAAGCAAUGGGCUUAGUUCAAAAUCAGCUAGUUGAAAUUCAAGGCAGCAUGAGAAGAACGGAUGCUAAAAGACUGGAGUAUGCCGACUCCAUUGAAAGGAAAAUUCAAGAUGAAGAGAAUGCGAAAGAUGAUGCUGAGAAAAAGAAGAAUACUAUCACUCAGGGCGUGGCUGUAAGAGAUAGAAGAGGUGAUAGUAUUGCAACCGACACCAAAUCUAAGCGAAUGCCAACAAAUGAUGAAAAUUCAAGACCUACUAAAGGAGGCGGUGGUCGUAGCGGUGGUGAUCGGGGAGGCCGAAGCAGUAGUAGUGAUCGCGGAGGUCGAAGUACUGGAAGCGAUCGUGGAGGUCAAACUGACGGAAGUGGUCGUGGUGGACGCGGUCUUCCUCCGUUCCAAAACCCGCUAACUGGUGAAGGGAUGAGCUGUGAAGGAUUCACCUAUCUAAUUGAUCUUUGA